AUGAAUCAAUUUCGAUAAGAAGAUAAUUAAAAAUAAGAGAUCUAAGAUGAUAAUCUAAUAAGGCAAAUACCAAACUAUAGCAGGUUUCUACCUAUAGCAAAUAUAAACAGAAUCAUGAAGAAAGCACUCCCUGAAAAUGCGAAGAUCGCUAAAGAUGCCAAAGAAACAGUAUAAGAAUGUGUUUCAGAAUUCAUAUCAUUCAUAACAUCAGAAGCUUGUGAAAAAUGCAAGAAUGAGAAAAGGAAGACAAUAAAUGGAGAAGACUUAUUGUAUGCCAUUAACACAUUGGGUUUUGAAAGUUAUGUUGAUAUAUUAAAACUCUAUUUAAAUAAAUAUAGAGAGGCAGUUAAGGCGGUAGAGGGCACAACAGGAGCAACUAAUUAAAAAAGGAAAAGGCAAAAUUCAUCUGAUGAUGAUGACGAGGAUGAUGAAGAAGAUGAAGAAGAUAACGAUGAUGAUGAUCAAUCCUGAACAAUUAUUUAGAUAUAAUGUUAAUAAGUUUAUUUAUUCAUUUCUCAUAGUCUUUUUAAUUAAAUA
Paramecium tetraurelia is the source of this 537-nucleotide messenger RNA. RefSeq lists its product as uncharacterized. The record is from RefSeq and is a predicted model, not a curated record. NCBI's taxonomy places the organism in Eukaryota, Ciliophora, Oligohymenophorea, Peniculida, Parameciidae. Gene Ontology annotation, biological process: regulation of transcription by RNA polymerase II. The transcript is spliced from 4 exons. Gene Ontology annotation, molecular function: DNA-binding transcription activator activity, RNA polymerase II-specific; protein heterodimerization activity; RNA polymerase II cis-regulatory region sequence-specific DNA binding. Gene Ontology annotation, cellular component: CCAAT-binding factor complex; nucleus.